Molecule: messenger RNA, 324 nt
Organism: Ascochyta rabiei
Lineage: Eukaryota; Fungi; Ascomycota; Dothideomycetes; Pleosporales; Didymellaceae
Exons: 2
Coding region: 1-324 (107 amino acids)
Source: RefSeq, a predicted model, not a curated record
AUGGAUGCGAGGAGAUGCGAGAGGGGGAAACGGGUGUGGUGUGGUUAUGUGGGCGGAGAGCAGCAGGAGCAGGAGCAGGAGCAGGAGCAGGAGCAGGAGCAGGAGCAGGAGCAGGAGCAGGAGCAGGAGCAGGAGCAGGAGCAGGAGCAGGAGCAGGAGCAGGAGCAGGAGCAGGAGCAGGAGCAGGAGCAGGAGCAGGAGCAGGAGCAGCAGCAGCAGCAGCAGCAGCAGCAAGGGCGUUGUAUAUUCAAGUAUUCAACUCUCAGGCCUACGGCGAGGUGGACAUGGCAAGUGCAUCGAGUCGGGCAGGUCGCUCGUCCAUGA